Acanthoscelides obtectus is the source of this 1092-nucleotide messenger RNA. The record is from the annotation of a GenBank genome assembly. NCBI's taxonomy places the organism in Eukaryota, Metazoa, Arthropoda, Insecta, Coleoptera, Chrysomelidae.
AUGGCAUUAUAUAAGUCGACUUUGAAGUCACAUUGCAAGAUCUCGAGGUAUACAAACUUUUUGAGCAUGUAUUCCGGUUCGGCAACAAAUCUUGCAAAAUUGCCAAGAGAACAAGUGCAACAAUAUUUGAAUAAUAUCGACACAGUACUAACGGACUGCGAUGGAGUUUUGUGGCUGGAAAGUGAGCUCAUACCGGACUCUGAAAAGGUCCUAAACAAGCUCAGAGAAAUGGGAAAGAAGAUUCUCUAUGUUACCAACAACUCGACUAAAAUAAGAGACGAGUUCGUAACCAAAGCUAGGAAGAUGAAUUUCAUUGCAGAGAAGGAUGAAAUUAUUUCCACAUCAUACUUGGUGGCCAGUUACUUAAAGCUUAGUGGAUUCAAUAAGAAAGUUUAUGUUAUUGGAUCGAAGGGGUUGUCUAAGGAAUUGGAGGCAGCUGGAAUCAACCAUUUCGGAAUUGGGGCAGACACCCUGCAAAGCAGCUUAGUUCAAGCUAUUGAGCAGUUUGAACCUGACAAUGAAGUGGGAGCUGUUGUAGUUGGAUUCGAUGAACACUUUUCAUAUGUUAAAAUGCUCAAAGCAGCUUCAUACCUUAACAAACCACAAUGCUUGUUCAUUGCGACGAACACUGAUGAGAGGUUUCCCAUGAACACAGAUCUAGUGAAUAUGAACGAGGAACCUUGCCAGGCAUUGUAAUGACUAAGGUGCAAUACUUAGGAAAAGUGGAAACAGUGACAUAUAGCCUUUCGAAGUAUUUGAAGAACUACAGCCUUUAAAAUCCAGUUCACCCUCAGAAUUAUGUGUCAAUUGUGCCUAUGGGGAAUUUCAAAAUAUUACUAGAUAAUCAGCUGUUAUUCAACCACAACGGUACUCGUAAAAAAUACAAUAGUUACGUCAAGAGAUGUUAAAACGUAAAAAAUAGGUUUUUCCACAAGCACCACCUGCCGGGAGCAAAAUCCGACCUUGCUACCGCUGAGGUUUUAGAAAUGAUGAUGAAUUUACAGGUUCCAGGAACAGGUGCAAUAGUCAAAGCUGUGGAAACAGCAGCACAAAGGGAACCGAUAGUUAUAGGAAAACCAAACUCUUUCAUAG